Messenger RNA from Drosophila hydei, 3238 nucleotides. It is a transcript of the gene Pitslre, whose product is annotated as serine/threonine-protein kinase PITSLRE. Gene Ontology annotation, biological process: protein phosphorylation; regulation of mitotic cell cycle. Gene Ontology annotation, molecular function: cyclin-dependent protein serine/threonine kinase activity; ATP binding. Lineage: Eukaryota; Metazoa; Arthropoda; Insecta; Diptera; Drosophilidae. Gene Ontology annotation, cellular component: nucleus. The transcript has 3 exons. The record is from RefSeq and is a predicted model, not a curated record. Bases 269 to 3226 code for a protein of 985 amino acids.
GCAGCCCUGGCCGACUGCGUGAAAAAACGUUUGUGCUAUUGCAAACGUUUGUAAUCAUUUUUAAUAAAAAAAACUUGUACAAUUCCACCGAAAUCUGAGCUGAAGGUCAUAUAAAUGUACAGAAAGUGCACGCCAAUCAUUUUGGCAUAAAGCGUGCAAGAAGAUUGCAUAUAGGCUGCGAGAAAUUUGCUGGUGAAUCAGCAUCUAUAAUCGGAGGCAAAGGCGCAGCGUCUUCUAAUUAAUAUCUACACGCAAAUCAAAACGCAAUAUGGUUAAUACAUCUGGUAGUGAAGAUGGUCAGCUGCGCAGCCCCAACGAUGGACACUAUAUCAGCGGCGAAGAUGAUCACGAUGCAGAUGCUCUUUAUAUACAACCCCCACAGGCUGUAAGCAGUCAAGGACGAGAUGCUGCCAGCUCGCGGCGUGAAAAGAAGAAACAUUCACGCGAUCGUCGCCACAAGGAACGAAACAGCUUGGAGGAGCGCGAGCGCGAACGUGAGCGAGAACGUGAAAGGGAGCGUUACGAGUAUCGAGGAGCUCGAGAGGAUUUAGAGCAGCGUUAUCAUCAGCACCAUCAACAGCAUCGCAGCGAGCGGGCUAAGCAUCAUUUGAGCCAUGCCUAUCAAUAUCAGCAACAGCUGCCCUUGCCGCCGCCUCCCCAGAGCUAUGUCCAUCAUCAUCAUCAUCAUCACCAGCAGCAGCAGCUAAUGAGCUUAUCCCGUGCUGGGGCACGUGCUGAAUAUUACCACAGCAGCAGACACGUUGAUUAUGUGGAUGUGGAACAGCAAUUGCUGCCGCCGCCGCCACAACGUCGUGCUAGCAAACAUGGUUACGAGCAGCCGAAAGAUGCGGAGAGCUUGGAGCAGGAUCUGCGCUCGCGGCUGCUCAGCAAGCGCCACAAAUAUGUGAAAGACUAUGAGCUAGAGGAGAACUAUGAACAGCAACAACAUUCACAUGGUCGCCGCAAGGAUCGAGAAUCCCGGCACAGCAGCCACAGUCACAAGCUGCGUCACGGUCAAGUCAUUGAGCUGCUGGACAGUCCCGAAUCAGGAGCAGUGCCGCAGCCACAUCAUCGGAGCAAACAACAAAGACGUGCUGAAGUCCAGGAUGUCGCCGAUUCGGUGCAACAACAUCGCACAGUUUCCACUGAUCCAGAGCUGCUGGCACGACGUGAGAAAAUUUUGGCUGCCGAACGUGAAAAUCGCAAGCGUAAGCAAAUCGCACGCGAGGAGCUGGAAGCGCGUCGGGAGCAACUGCUACGUGAACGCAACGAGCACAGCGAUGCACUUAGUCCCAGUGCUGUGGCGGCCAGUGUUACUGCCGGGCUUAAUCCUGUCAAGCGCAAGCAAAAAAUGAAAUUGGAAGAAGCUCAUUACGAGCAUAGAAAGCGCAGCAAACAUCAGGCAGGCGAGGAGAACAAACGUCAAACGAAGCCAACCGAAGAAGGCAGCGAAGAGAGCGACGAAAGUGACUCCGAUGAGGAUGAUGAAGGCGAAGAUAGUGGCAGCGAUGAAAGUGGCAGCGAUUCAGAAGAAAGUGCCGAGAGCAGCUACGAACAGCAGCCGCACAAGAAAAACAAGAGAAAAAAAACCCAACCGGAUGAUGAUGACGAUGUACCACUGCCUGAUAGUCCACUGAGUGUGGGCGCUCUUUACAAAUCGCCGAAGCAAAGACCUCGUUCACGCUCCGCCAGCUCCAAGAGCUCGGCGCAUAGUCAUAGCAGUGCAGCCAGCAGCAAAAGUCGUCACAGCAGUCACAGUCACAGUAGUCGCAGUCGCUCCCGUUCCCGAUCGCCGGCCAGUAGCGCGGAGGGGCGGCAACGUUCACGCAGCAGUAGCACGCGCAGCGAGGAGCGUGGUAUGGCACAGCAGCAGCAGCAGCAACAACCGCAUCAGCUGGACAACAAUGAGUCCAGCACUACAGAGAAGUUGACAAAGGCGGCACCUGUUGAGGAUUUGCCGCCAUGUGAUGACAAAGGUGUGCCACUGCCUAAUUAUUAUCCGGGCGUACAGGGCUGCCGUUCGGUAGAAGAGUUUCAAUGCCUCAAUCGCAUCGAGGAGGGCACCUACGGCGUCGUCUAUCGCGCCAAAGACAAACGUACCAACGAAAUAGUCGCCUUGAAGCGUCUGAAAAUGGAAAAGGAAAAGGAAGGCUUUCCCAUAACAUCGCUGCGAGAGAUCAAUACGCUUCUAAAGGGCCAGCAUCCGAAUAUUGUGACGGUGCGUGAGAUUGUCGUUGGCUCCAACAUGGACAAGAUAUUUAUUGUUAUGGACUAUGUGGAGCACGAUCUAAAGUCUCUGAUGGAAACAAUGAAGCAGCGGAAGCAGAGCUUCUUUCCGGGCGAGGUUAAAUGCUUGGCCCAACAGCUGCUGCUUGCGGUCGCUCAUUUACACGACAAUUGGAUACUGCAUCGGGACCUGAAGACCUCCAAUCUAUUGCUCUCCCACAAGGGCAUACUGAAGGUGGGUGAUUUUGGUUUGGCACGCGAAUAUGGUUCGCCCCUAAAGAAAUAUACCUCCUUGGUGGUGACGCUUUGGUAUCGAGCGCCAGAGCUGUUGCUCUGUUCGCCGGAAUACUCGACUCCCAUAGAUGUGUGGUCUGUGGGCUGCAUUUUUGCCGAAUUUUUACAAAUGGCGCCGCUCUUUCCGGGCAAAUCUGAAAUCGAUGAGCUUAAUCGCAUCUUUAAGGAACUCGGCACACCCAAUGAAAAAGUCUGGCCCGGGUACUCGGAGCUGCCAGCCGUUAAGAAUAUGCUGAGCCAGAAUUCACAGUUCACGGAUUAUCCGGUGUCACAGCUGCGUAAACAUUUCCAGGACAAAACGUCAGAUGCGGGACUUGGAUUGCUACAGGGCCUGCUCACAUAUGAUCCAAAAAAAAGACUGACUGCAGAUGCGGCGCUUAAGCACGGCUACUUUAAGGAGCUACCCCUACCCAUCGAUCCAUCCAUGUUUCCCACUUGGCCAGCCAAGAGCGAGCUGGGCGCACGCAAGGCACAGGCAUCAUCUCCUAAACCACCAUCCGGUGGAUCACAAUUCAAGCAGCUGGGCCGUGAUGAGCCCAUGCCAACGGCCACAGCUGGCGGCGGAACAGGUGCUAAGCUCGCUUCCGGAAUUAUAACUGGUAAUAAGAAGAGCGGUGCAACGGCGGCAAGCACAGGAUUUGUGCUGAAUGCGGGUCUAACGCAACGGCAGCUGGCAAUGGGUCCUGGCUUCAGUCUGAAGUUCUGAGACAGAUUUGUG